Symbiodinium necroappetens is the source of this 1320-nucleotide messenger RNA. The record is from the annotation of a GenBank genome assembly. Lineage: Eukaryota; Dinophyceae; Suessiales; Symbiodiniaceae.
AUGAGCUCGCCCUGCCAUGACCAUGACUCCUUGGCUAUUGCGGGUCAUCAACCGGAAAUCAUGCAGGAACAUUGCCAGCAUGGUGACCCAGCAGCACCUAAGAGAAAGAGACGGAAAACCACGAGCCACCCGGAGGAGCCUCAGCGUCUCCGUGCCUGCCUUGCGGGCAUUACGCUGGCAGGCCUGUGGCCCAAGCUGACGUGCCUUCCUGCUCGGAUGGCUUCAGAUGAGGAGCUGGUUCUCUGCCAUUCCAGGGAGCACCUGGAAGGCCUCAAGGCAGCAUCCCUGGCCGCUGCACGCCUGAGGCGCCCCUUGUGGCUGCCGCCUGGCGGCUGUCUCGACGGCAUUGGCGAGGAGGCGUUGACGAGCAAGGAGAUUGAUGGUCGCGACACCUACAUCACGGAGGGAUCCCUCGAGGCCGCACGCUUUGCUUCAGGUGCCCUGCUGUCGCUGGUGGACGAAUGCCUCGGUGGCGGCAGUUUGCUGGGCCUCGCCUUUUGCCGGCCUCCGGGGCAUCAUGCCGGGCUGAGCAGUAGCACCGGCUUCUGCCUCCUGAACAACGUGGCUUUGGCGGCGCAGUAUGCAAGAGCUAGGUAUCCUGAUCUCGUGAAGCGCGUCUUGAUUUUCGACUGGGAUGUCCAUCAUGGACAAGGGACGCAGGAGAUCUUCUGGUCAGACCCUGAUGUUCUGUUCGUGAGCGUUCAUCAGUUCGAGCCGGGUUUCUAUCCCAACUCCGGCACAGCAUUGGAAACUGGGGGUGGCAAAGGCAAGGGCUACACCGUGAACGUUGCGAUGCCUCCGGGCUACGGAGAUGCCUGCUUGUGGCUGGCCUGUGCAAAAGUACUCCUUCCUGCUGCCCGGACUUUCCGGCCAGAUUUGGUGCUUGUCAGUGCAGGCUUCGAUGCUGUGGCAGGAGAUCCAUUGGGUGAUGCGACUUGUACUCCCAACAUCUUUGGCCAGAUCACCCGGGAACUUAAGCAUUUAGCCCAAGACCUUUGCCACGGCCGCCUCCUCUUUGGCCUUGAAGGGGGCUAUGCGUCAGCCGGGCUCGCGAUGUGUGUGGGGAACGUGGCCCAAGCACUUCUGGAACCGCAGAAACAGAGAGGGACCGACGAGCCGUUUGCAGUUAAGCCAGACCUCAGCCCGAAGCAGAACUCCCUGCUCGCGAUCUAUGCCACGCGCUUGGCACACCAGAAGUUACCACUCCGUCUGCUGGAAGGCUCCUGCUGUGCUUUGGUACCCUUUGGCACUCGAGCAUCCGGCAUGUGUCCGGAGCCGCGAGAAGACGAGCGAGCUGAAAAGCCAGCGAGUGCGAGUUGA